This is a messenger RNA of Centruroides sculpturatus (bark scorpion), 1883 nucleotides long. RefSeq lists its product as uncharacterized. Bases 548 to 1189 code for a protein of 213 amino acids. NCBI's taxonomy places the organism in Eukaryota, Metazoa, Arthropoda, Arachnida, Scorpiones, Buthidae. The record is from RefSeq and is a predicted model, not a curated record. The transcript has a single exon.
UAAUAUAAUAUUUAUGUAUAUAUUCUUUUUAUUAAUAUUUAAAUUAAAUACGCUUAUAGCCUUAAAUUUAAUAAUAAAUUAAACUGUUAACCUAUUAUUUACAGCUAUAAAUACAAGGGCUUAUCACGUCGAAGAAGCAGACAUAAUAGGCAUAGCCGUAUUCGGCACAGCCACAUGUAAUAAGGUUGUUUGACCGACAGUGCCAAUAAGGCACCGCGGCCUUCGCCGAUGCUGGCGAGCCAUCUUAGUGCACGUCUGUGUGUUACCAAAUAAUGAUCAUUUUCUAGUAUAUAUUUUAGUAUACAAUAUUUAUAAUGUGAUAAUAUAUUUUUAAUUGGGCCGCUGGUCCCAUUGUGAGUUUUCCGAUUGCGUUUUUUGGCGAAUAUUCCGAAGCGUUUUCUCUGUGAUCUUUUCGCUGCUUUUAUCGUGAGCUCUUGGGAAAGUAGCUACCUACCUCCACGUGGUGCGGCCCGUUAGUACCUUUUUAGGGAAGCUACAGGUAGUUGCGACUCUUUCAAAGCCUUUUUCAAGGCUAUUUUGUUGUGCGAUGGCAAGUAAGCCACCACACUUUGUUGUUCUUGCCCGGACAGGGGGAGAAGAGGGGCUCGAGGUUGAGUCCCAGGACCCAAUUCCAUCACUACCAAGUCGGCAGGAUGGAUUGCAAGGUAACAGGGUUACUGCAGCUCAGAAAGUUCAAGAUGAACUACAUGAAUAUCUAGUUAAUAAUGCUCAUUCGAAAAUUGGAACUAGGGAUCAUAUCCCACAAAUACUAAGGAAAGUGGAAAUUAUCAUAGAAAUUUUAACAGAAGGUGAAGACAUAAAGAAGAUGGUGUCAAACAUGCAGCAGCAAUUAGAAGAUUUGAAAGGGAAAGAAGAAAGAAGAGGUGGAAGGACUUUUGCACAAACUGUUGCUAGUUCUCCUUUAAUUAACAAGAAGAUAGUAGAACCGAGGGAAGUGGUUAUUGUGCAGCCCACGGAAGGAGAUUGUGAUGCUGAGAAAACCAAGAAAAUGAUAAAAGAGAGAAUUAAUCCUCAAGCGUUGAAAAUUGGAGUUAAAGGUUUAAGGAAAUUACGGAAUGGAGCAAUUGCCAUUCAAGUUGAAAAGGCAAAUGAUAAAAUUAAACUGCAGAAGGCAGUGGCUGAAAUAUCUGGAAUGUCUGCUCGUGAACCCAAGAAAAGAACACCAUAAGUUAUUAUACAUUCAGUGCCAAAAGAAAUAGAGAAAAAUGAAAUUUUGAAGUAUGUUUAUCAGCAAAACGAAGAAUUGCAGGGAAAUAAUGUAGAACUAGAAGAAUUUGAAAGGGGUUUCUCUGUAAGGUUUCCUCUUGAAAAUAAAAAUAAACCCACCUCAAGUUGGGUGGUUGAUGUUAGCCCACAAAACUGGAUAAAGCUGUUAAAGCUUGGAAAAUUGAAUUUACAAUGGGUGAGAUGCCCAGUGGAAGAUUUUGUACCUAUUGUACAGUGUUAUAAUUGUUGUAGAAUGGGGCAUUUUGCUCGGGAUUGUAAGCAGGAGACCCCUACAUGCAGUCAGUGUGGAGAGGGUCAUAAGUAUAGAGAUUGUCCAAAUAAAAAUACUGUUGAAAUGUGUUGCAAUUGUAAAAAGAUAAAAUGGCAGAUACAAGGCACAAUGCCCUAGACAGAAAAUGCCCAUUGGUAUUGAGGGCGAAAGCAACAAUAAUUAGUCGAACAGACUAUGGAGAUGGAGUCAAUUAAUAGUACAGAAGUAAUAAAAGUAAUAUAAGGAAAUAUGCAGAGGGCAAUUGCGGCUAAUUCAAUGUUAAAUAAAAGGCUAGAAUCAAAGGAGGCUGCUCUCUUACAAGAACCAUACACUGUAAACGGUAAAGUGGCAUGCUUUAGUAGAAGGAUACAAGUAUUACAACAAG